Molecule: messenger RNA, 411 nt
Organism: Vavraia culicis subsp. floridensis
Lineage: Eukaryota; Fungi; Microsporidia; Pleistophoridae
Exons: 1
Coding region: 1-411 (136 amino acids)
Source: RefSeq, a predicted model, not a curated record
AUGGUUUUGCUCACUAGGAUUUGCAUGCUACCUUUCAUAAAUUUUAUCAUGCACAACAGCACGUCAGCUGUUCCACGGUUGAUUAGCAACGGUGCUAAUGUGAUAAAAGAACUUGCAAGUGGUAAAACACUCCUUGAUGGAGGUGGAAACGUAAGCACAAACGCUUCCAACGAGAUUAUCAAUACGGAUGUUUGUUCCUUUUUCUUGAAUUUGCCUGGUUUGGGCCCAAAGAUUAAAAUGUCCAAAUAUUACGAUACUGACAAGAGCGAGUGUAUACUUUCAGGUGUAUUUUUUGGUGUAUUCGUGAUUAUUAUGUUUAUUAGCAUCGUAUUAAUGGUUCACUCUAUCACUCAGCAAAAGAAAAGAAAUGGCAAAGUUUUAAAUCUUCCAAAUCCUUAUUUCAGAUGCUAA